GGAGGGGAGCCGGCGCGAAGACCGGGGGCGGGGUCGACGCUGAUUUGUCGCCAUUUUGUUCCACCGACUGACCUGGCAGAUAUCCCAACACUUGAAUUGGUCUGGUUGACUGCAAUGCUUAAAUGGGGUAUUAUUAUUAGAGCUCCGUCUACAGUGACUAUGGACUGAAAUUGUGGAUUAUAGGAGCACACCCACAAUACAAACCAUUGAUACGAGCUCCUGACGCAAGGCGAGGUUCUCCCAGUAACAGCACAUUUAAUGAUUCAAGAAAGAUUAGUAUCGUGAAGACACCUGUUAAAGUACGCCAGGGCCGUGGGAGAGUAGGAAGGAAUGUGGAGCAGACGAGAUGCGGUGGAAGGUUUUCUCAGGACGCCGCGUGUGCUUGGCCUCAUGCUUCAGGGCACGGUCACAUCGCCACAGCAGAAGUGAACACACUACAUUCCGUGGGGCUGCCUCUUUAACUGCUCCCUCGAGGAGUCUUUGCCAAUUUAUGCAUGAGGCUAUGACGGGAGCUAACUGUGUGACCCACUGGCAAAGGAUAUUUGAACAGAAGGGAAUAUCAGAGCCACAGCAUUCAAGUGAAUAUAUAAUAUCCCAUGUGCUUGGAGGAAAAACUGUUCACAGUCUUGCAGAGGAGGUCCUAUCUCGUCCACUUACUACAGAGCAGAAGCAGAUGAUCUGGAAUUUGUGUUCUAAGCGCCUUCAACACAUGCCUGUGCAGUAUGUGAUCGAGGAGUGGGACUUCCGUGAUCUGACCCUGAAACUAAAGCCACCAGUCUUUAUUCCUAGACCAGAAACAGAGGAGUUAGUCAAUCUUGUGCUGUCAGAACUCACCGAAGAAGACGCUUUAUUUUCUGUUGAAAAGGUGCAUUGGCAGAACUCCCAACAGGCUGCUGGCCCUCUGUUCCUGGAAAUUGGGUGUGGAUCUGGUGUCAUAGUUCUGAGCUUACUGCAUUUCUUUAAACAAAGUCGUGCUGUGGCAGUGGAUAAAAGCCCAGAAGCUGUGGACCUCACUAGACAAAAUGCUGAGAGGUUGUGUGUUCAGCACAGGCUUCAAGAAUUGCAGCUUGAUGUAAUAUCAGAUUCUCAGAAGCUGGCUCGGAUCUGUGGACUGGUGGAUGUGAUUGUCAGUAACCCACCAUAUGUGUUUCAUAAAGAUAUGCCUGGACUAAUGCCCGAGACCCUCAAGUAUGAAGACCAUGAUGCACUGGACGGUGGAGCAGAUGGAUUGGAUGUCAUCAAAGCUAUACUGCAGCUUGCGCCUACUGUUCUUAAGGAUCAUGGCAAGGUUUUCCUCGAAGUGGAUCCCAGACAUCCAGAGAUGAUGCAAAAUUGGCUUCAGGAACAUGCCAGCCUGCGGCUCACCUACAGGGCUACCCACAAGGACAUCUGCGGAAAGCAGCUUGGUCACUUGAUCAGUUACUGGAAGCAAGCUGCUUUUUUUUUUACAAGGAAAUUUUCUUUCAGAGAAACCUUGUUCUUAAAGGGACCAUCACCUCAACAUAAGAGCACGUGGGCUAUCACAUAGAAAAGAAGAAAUGAAGUGUGAAAUGGCCACGUUUCUGUGUACUCCAGAGAAGUUGAACAAUUGAAGGACCAACCCCUCACCCUUCUUACCUAUAUUUAAUAGAAGAUGUAAAAUUGUGUCUGCAGAAAUUGUGUCUUAGCAGCACACUAUGUUUGCAGCUUAGAAGGCAGAGUUUUGCAUUGCAUCUGUUACAAUAAGCAACCUCACAAUGAGAUCUCCAAUGUACGCUGCAGCAAAUGUCACAAUUUCUUCAGGCAAUGGAUUCCAAUCGGAUGCUGUAACUUCAGUGGAAAAGUGGCAGGGAGCCUAUUUAUGCGUCUAUCCAGGAUUUGCGCCAAAGUGGCAGCAGCCAAUCGAGAUCCCUGUGGAAUUUCCCAUGUUAGUCUUAUCAGCUUUAUUUUCAAUUCACAAAAUUAUACAGUACAGAAGUGAGCCCAUCGUACUUGCGCUGACUCUGAAGAUCUGUCCAAUUUUGUCCCACUCGCUGCUUUCUCCCCAUAAUCCUGUAAAUUUGUCAUCUUCAAGUACAUGUGCAGUUGUCUUUUGAAAGUUCCUAUGGAAUCUGAUUCCACCCUCCGCACCCCCCACCCUUUUCAUAUAGUGCAUUCCAGAAUAUAACAGUCCUCUGUAUGAAAUGAUUUCUCCUCAUUUCCUUUCUAGUUCUUUGACUAAUUAUUUUAAACUUAGACCUCUGGUUUUCGACCCAUUUACCAAAAGGAAACAGUUUCUCCCUACUUGCUCUUUUGAACUCUUUGUAAUUUUGAUCCCAUCCAAUUGUUCUCCCCUGAACCUUCUCACCUCUAAGGAGAACGAUUCCAUAAUAUCCCCUCCAGGUAACCAAAGUCCCUCACCUCUAAUAUCAUUCCAAUAAACUUCUCUGUUCCCUCUUCAAAGCCUUGACAUGUUUCCUGAAGUGUAUAGUACUCAGAAUUACACACAAUACAUCACAAUUGCACCCAGCACUAGUAAUUAUCCUAAGGAAAGUUUUGUUUUAUUUUUUUAAAAUCUUUUAAAAUAAUGCCAGCCCCCCCCCCCCCCCCCCAGCCUUUAAUAUACUUUACUGGGCUUGCGCCGCAUGUCCUAAUCAAUCCCACUGUAAUCGAUAGAGCUAUUCCGGGCACUCCUUGUUAGAUGCCAGUCUUUCUCAGUUGAUAGCAAUACCUUGCUGAAUCAAAAAGUUGUAGUUUAAGACACCUGCCAGGAUCUGAAUAAAUCACUGAGGUGACAGCAUUGCCCUUCAGAAGCAAUGUUAAACCUAGAUUUUCCCAAUUUAGGGGUGGCACUAAAGAUCCAUUGAUACCCAAUGACAUGAGUUGAGGUAGAAGACCCUGAAUGGCGGAGGAGGCUCAAGUGGUCAGAUGGCCUAUCCCUGCUCUUCUUUCUUAUGUCCUUACAACACUUUUCAGGAUGAACAAAAAGUUCGCCCCAGUGUCACCAAAGCUAAUUGCUUUACUGCUGCUCACUGUGUGCAAAUUGGCUGCAACAUUUGCCUAAACAAGUCACUGCAUUUUAAACAAAAAAGGCAGUUCACAUGAACUGCUAUGAGUCAUUUUGCAAGAGACAUGGUAAAGCACUAUAUUAUAAACAUUUAUUUCUUUAAUCACUAGAGCAGACUACAAGCUAAGCCACACAGCUCUCAAAUCAGAUAAAAAAAACCUGAAAAAAUUAUAUGUAUAUGUGUGUUUUUUUAUAUAAACAUAAUUUUUAAGUAGAUCUUGGGGGAACUAUGCUACAUAAAAAAGUACUUCAUUAAAUCUGUGCAAUCGUGUGACAGAAACUUAAACACUGCAAGGAUAAUGGUUUGAUAAAUAUAUUUUUUACUAGCAGAGACUGCAAAACAUAUGCAGUCCAAUUGCUACCUUUAUUUCAACAAUACUUUAUUUCAACAGUAUUUCUUUAUAUACAGGAUUUUGAGUUAUUAUUUCAUCAAAGACUUUAGCAGAAUCAAAAUUUCUCACUCUGAAAAAAGCUACAUAAAGCUGUCCAUGUCUAAAAACAGGCCUAAGAAUAUAAAUGUAAAUUAUGCCAAGAGUCUUGCCUUGUGACUCGUUUAUAGUCAUAGAAUAUGAACGUUGAAUUGGGAAUGGUUUGCUUCUGAGGAAGGUUCACAAUGAUGGAUGCAAUGUUAUUGCAAGAGGAAUAAACACUCUUUUUCCUUGAAA
Molecule: messenger RNA, 3690 nt
Organism: Carcharodon carcharias (great white shark)
Lineage: Eukaryota; Metazoa; Chordata; Chondrichthyes; Lamniformes; Lamnidae
Gene: hemk1
Product: HemK methyltransferase family member 1
Exons: 12
Coding region: 347-1528 (393 amino acids)
Biological process (GO): protein methylation
Cellular component (GO): mitochondrion
Molecular function (GO): protein methyltransferase activity; nucleic acid binding
Source: RefSeq, a predicted model, not a curated record